GACCCAUCACCAGGCUGAUGCCCGAGUAUAGUCGCCCGAGGCAAUGCUGUCAAUCCUGCCACCCUUAUUCAGUCUCCCUUUCUUCCCUUCUAACCCGACUGUCGUGUCGUCCGUCCCCCGCUCGGUCACACAACCGUGUGCUCUGGCGUACGACCUAGUCUUCUAGCGCUCCAUCAUGUCCAGUACUUGUCGUCCGUUCGACUGCACCUCAUCAUCGGCGUCAGACUCGUCAACCGCCGGUUCCUUCACGCCCUCCUCUACCUACUCUGUCCCAACUACAACUGCAACUACAACUGCAUCCAGCACCACAGCCAGUGCCAGCACCACAAGCAGUAUCAGCCCCACAAGCAGUACCAGCCCUACAAGCAGCAUCAGCACCAGCACCAGCCCCACAACCGGCAUCAGCACCAGCACCAGCACUAGCACUACAGCAAUACCAUCAGCCGCGGUUCAAGCUCCAGAGUCAUCGUCAAGCAGCUCCUCAUCAACUCACACAGGCGCGAUAGUUGGAGGCGUGGUUGGAGGUGUCGUAUUUCUCUCAUGCCUCGCAGUAGGCCUGUUCCUAUACAUGCGCCGUCGUCGGCGCAAGCGCAUCGCACCAUCAUCCGAGUUCAUCAAUUCUCUCAGGCCCGGCGUUACGCCCAUUCUCAUGCUCGAGUCUGGUCCUGCCCAGGUCCCCGAGAAGUCCCAACUCUCCCAUUAUCUCUCGUCACCACCCUACCAACAAGACAACUACUAUGCCAGUCCAUCACCGAGCAGUGUGGGCUGUCCCGACUCAACAAUGUCCACAGAACGUUCCCCUGGGCCUCAAAAAAUGGAAAAACCCUUGGUGCCAAAUCGUUACUCAGCACAACAGGCAGCGGGAAAUUCGCGCAAUGGCCGUGUCGAUUCCGAGGACCGUCGGAGUAGUGAUAGUAGGGAGUGGGAUGGGGACCCUGUCAUCGAAACGCCGCGCCGCACGCGGAGUCGCAGGCCGGAGAGUGCACCAGCGUUUCCCCCGCGGUCUAGUUCUUCCCACCACCGUGAACGGUCACAUCAGCAACAGUUGUUGCCAACCCAAAACUCAUACCCUGGCGUUUCGCCGUUGGCUGUGUCUCAGCCACAGGCAUCCGGGCUCGACCGUUUCACAAAUCCAGAUGAUUUUGCAUCAAGAUCACCUCCCGUUUUACAUCGUGGGAUGUCUUUACGUCCUCAACGCCGUGAGGAUUAUGAACGUGUCUGGGAGGAACGUUGACCGUGAGGACGAUGAGAUACUCCUGAUCUCGAACCGGAACCGAACGACCGUUUGUGAUCCUCAUAUGUGUAUACUUUGUACGGUAUUUAUUUUGCCAAAAGACUCGCUUUGUUGUUGUACAAGU
This is a messenger RNA of Pisolithus orientalis, 1358 nucleotides long. RefSeq lists its product as uncharacterized. Lineage: Eukaryota; Fungi; Basidiomycota; Agaricomycetes; Boletales; Pisolithaceae. The transcript is spliced from 2 exons. Bases 176 to 1234 code for a protein of 352 amino acids. The record is from RefSeq and is a predicted model, not a curated record.